Molecule: messenger RNA, 2084 nt
Organism: Episyrphus balteatus (marmalade hoverfly)
Lineage: Eukaryota; Metazoa; Arthropoda; Insecta; Diptera; Syrphidae
Exons: 2
Coding region: 186-2084 (632 amino acids)
Source: RefSeq, a predicted model, not a curated record
AAAUGACAGUUGUAGGUAUGUCGAAGAAGUGUUCUUAUCAUAAUUUCUCAUGAAAUAUCCCUCAAAAAGUAUUAUUAAAUUUGGGGGGAACACCCUGUAAUAUAAGAAAAUAAGUGGAGUCAAGCCCUUUAUUAGUAGAAUAAUUCCACAAAAGAACAUUUAUAACUCGAAUAAACGUAUCAGUCAUGAAUUUUCUCGCAGCAAGUAUUGUUGUUUUAUUUCCGGCGGCGUUUGCAUUGGAAUUUCUAGCAGUAGAAGCUGAAUUUAAUUCAAAGUUUGUGAAAUUCAUUGAAACUAUCAACAAUGUCGAGCGGUUUGACAGUAUAUUCCUUCUAAGAACAUCAAAGGACCAAUAUUAUGAUGACAUAUUCAUAAGGAACUUUUCAAUUUCACUUGGUAUUCCAGUGAUUUUGGCAACUGAAGUAUCUUCAUUUCAUUUAAAAAGAAAAUUCAAUGCAAACCUGCUUACAAUUGUUCAAUUUGAAGAAAAUGAUUUCUAUCUUCAGCGACUUUUGGAAUUUCUUCAGCUAAUUCGAUUUUGUAAGAUAAUUUUUCUACUCAAGCAUUCAACAAGAAAUGUUACAGAACUGAAGAGUGUUUUCGAUUUCUGCUUUAAAAACCGAAUGAUAAAUGUUCUUGCAGUUUUUCAAGAUUUCGAAACUUCUUCGGCUUAUUACAGUUUUAACAAUUUUGGUGAAUUUCAAAUUGAAGAAUUCUUAUGGAACGAAAAAGAUUCAAAUAUUUAUCGAGACAAAAUGCAUGACCUUCGAGGAGCUCCAUUUCCAGUUGUAUUUGGAGGAAAAGAGCCAGGAGUUAUUAUUUCCAAAAAUGAAAAUGGUGACACUGUAAUUGGUGGAUAUGUUGGGAAUACUUUCAAGGCUUUUGCAAAACGGCACAAUGCCAGUUUAAACAAUUCAAGUGUAAGAUCUUCAUUAACAGAAUACGAUUUACAUAAACUUGUUUUAAAUGGAACAACAGAAAUAUCAGGUGGUGGACUUAUUUUCCUAGAAAAUUCAUUCGAAUGGUAUACUUAUCCUUAUACACUUUUUGAUUGGGGUGUAAUGCUGCCUGUGGAACCUAAUAUUCCCAUUUAUAAAGUGUUUGUGUAUGUUUUUGAUUGGAAAGCUUUCGGAAUUGUUAUCGUUCUAUUGAUAUUACUAUCUGUUUCACUUGAGGCAACUGCUUAUUUCCUAGGACCUCAUCGAUUUUUCUUCAAACGCAAAUUAAUUUGCAACAUUGAUUGUUUACGUGGUCUGCUAGGACAAUCGUUUUCUCAAACACCAACAGCUUCGAUUUCAGCAAAAAUUCUCUAUUCACUGAUAUUUUUAUUGGGAAUCAUGAUAGUAACUUCGUACGAUGCAUUUCUUCAGUCUUUUAUGACUCAACCACCAAGUGAAAAAGUUAUAAGAUCCUUUGAAGACCUUCAAAAGUCUGAUUUGAAAAUUCUUACAUUUCAACCAGAUAUGGAUGAGUUAUUGAUCAAAUUGAGGCCCAAAUUCAUGAAAAAGUAUUCGAAUGUAUUUCUUGGUGAAACUAGUAUGGAAGCAUUUUAUAAUCGUCGAGAUUCAUUUGAUACAAAAUAUGCCUACACAGUUACCGAAAUGAAAUGGUAUGUUUAUGAAUAUCAACAAAAAUUUCUUGGUCAAAAACUAUUUCGACGAUCUGAAGAAUUGGUACUGGUGAAAAAUGUGCUAGCUGCAAUUUCGAUAAAUGAAAAUUCAAUUUAUAAGCAAAUUUUGAAUUUUCAUAUUUUGGAAACACAAUCAAGUGGAUUAAUGGAUUAUUGGAUAAAGGGGGAAUUUUAUGAGCUAAUUAAAAUUGGAAAAAUUAAAAAAAUACAUUUUGAAUUUGAUGAGGAGGUGGAACCGUUGAAAGUUGAAGAUUUGAAGUGGGUGUGGAUAUUGAUGGGAUUUGCAUUGAUGGUUGCUUUUUUGUGCUUUGUUGGAGAAAUUUUUGUAUUCAAAUGGUUAUUAUGGAAUAAGAAUAUCAGCAGAAUCAGCAACAACAACAACAACAACAAUAACAACUUAUUCAGUGUGCGUUGCACAAAACAUCGAAAUGAUUUCCAAUUACCUCACACAUAA